AUGAGCAUCCGCUUCCACGCCUCGGCGCCCAUCGUCACGCUCUACCACGACCUCCGUUCCCCGCAAUCGCAACAAGCCCUCGCCCUCCUCCGCCAAGCACAACGUGGCGGCGGCGGCGGCAGCUCCUCUACCAACGAGGGGAACGCAGCCAUCUUCCUCAAAGAAGCCAGCAGCCCCGCCUCGUCCUCUCUGGACCUCCAGCUCGAAAUCAAGGAGCGGGCCAAAGAGCCCCCAACGCCCGGACAGCUGAGGACCAUCCUCGAGUACCUCAAAGCUUCCCCCCCUCCUCCCCCUGCGGCGGCAGCUGCCAAUUCUUCGGUCGAAGGCGCUCCUGCUACUACUCGCUCUACCCCAGAGAAUCACCCCGCAGCAGUAGGUGGAGCAGGAAUUGGCGCUCGUCCGCAGACGAAGCGUCCUACCAAUCCACCGCCCGGCGUAACAAGGACGAGAGUCAAGACCACCCUCGAAGAUGAUGAUUCGGCCGCCAGCAGCGAGUCAGCCGUUUCACGUCGCCUUGAGUCUUCACCUCUCCUCCUCGUGGACUGGGAUGCAGGGAGAGCGAGCACAGAUCUUGCCGGUGUGCAGGAGAUGAUCGAGCGAUGGCGCGAGGAGCAGGCUAGUGGGAAGCAAGGUGGACAAGCGUCCAAGAGUGAUGCGGGGGGCAAUUGCGUGGUGAUGUAG
Jaminaea rosea is the source of this 681-nucleotide messenger RNA. RefSeq lists its product as hypothetical. The coding region runs from base 1 to 681 and encodes 226 amino acids. Gene Ontology annotation, molecular function: oxidoreductase activity. The record is from RefSeq and is a predicted model, not a curated record. Gene Ontology annotation, cellular component: mitochondrion. The transcript is spliced from 2 exons. NCBI's taxonomy places the organism in Eukaryota, Fungi, Basidiomycota, Exobasidiomycetes, Microstromatales.